UACCCGAUAUAAACGAGGGUCAAAUUUUUCGCACAUUUCACUUCUUGCCACCGUUAGACUAGUCUGAUUGAUACUUAAUAGUAGUAUAAUUUUGAUUAAAGAAAAAAAAUUGGUUUCAAUUUAUAGAUUAUUGAGAGAUAUUGCUUUAUGGGGGGAUUGGUGAGUGAUGGCUGCAGACCAGUUGUUGUUAUAUGGGCCGUAUUUCUGCUGUCCUCGGUCAUGGGAUACAGACCAGUAAUUAUUGUUCACGGGAUAUUAGAUGGACCCAGACAGUUUGAGAUUUUGGCUCAAUUUAUCAAUCAGUCUCAUCCAGGUACCAAUGUGACCACACUAGCCCUUUAUGACUACAUUGCCAGUAUGAAAUCACUGUGGCAACAGGUAGAUGGAUUCAGAGAGGCCAUCAGACCCAUAAUGGAGAGCGCUGAAGAUGGUGUCCAUCUCAUCUGCUUCUCACAAGGUGGUUUGAUAUGUCGAGGAGUUCUAGCAACCCUUCCGACACACAAUGUUCACUCUCUGAUAUUCCUGUCGUCUCCACUAGCUGGCCAGUAUGGAGAUUCGUGUUAUUUGAAAUAUUUUUUCCCUAAAUUUAUCAAGUCAAGACUGUACCAGUUCUGUUACACUACAUGGGGACAAAGGGUAUCUAUCUGCAACUACUGGAAUGAUCCACACCAAAGAGAGAGAUACUUAAACAGCAGCAAGUAUCUCGCCCCACUGAAUGGAGAGAUACAGCAUGCUAAUUCAACAGCGUGGCGAGACAGCUUCUUGCGCAUAAAGACGCUCGUGCUAAUCGGCGGACAAGAUGACGGCGUUAUUACACCAUGGGAGUCAAGUAUUUUUGGGUUUUAUGACAGCAAUGAAACUGUGGUAGAGAUGGAAAAGCAGGAUUGGUAUCUAACAGAUGCAUUUGGCCUGAAAACACUCAACUCAGUAGGAGCCGUGGUCAAGUAUAUCGUCCCUGGUGUUCACCAUACAUCCUGGCAUUCGAAUCUCACAGUCUACAAGAACUGCAUAGACAAGUGGCUGACCUAAUCUACAGAGAAGGAAAAAAAGAAACUGAUCUUGUUACAUGCAUAAGCACAAUCCUCAAUGUAAUCAUGUCUUGUGUAAAUUAUGACUGUACACUUAUUAAUCACCUAAGAUUUUUUUUCUAACAGAAUGUGAUAAUUUAUAAUCUGUGUAGUCAAUGGAUGAUUUUCUAAUAUAUAUUUUUCUAGCAAUUUUCUAUUUAUGUCAAAUCAAUUUGAAUAUUGUGAGCAAGUUAUUUUGUCCUGCCACCAGAAAUAAUGGAAGCCUAAUAUUUUUUAAUCAAAUAAAUUCAAAAAUAAAUUAUUAAAUUGAUAUAAAAAAUUCUAAUUAUAUUUUUUUAAUUAGAUUUGCAUUUUCCUGGUUAAGUAAACAUUACUUAAAAGAAAACAGAAAAAAAAAUCUUUUUUAUAUUUUCACAUUAUCAAUAUUCUAUUUAUUAAAUAUAUUUUAUUUAUGAACUUAUGAACUUACUAUUCUUUUUAAUAUUUAACUUGUAACUUUUUAAAUUUUUCGGAUCAUCAGUUAUCAAAGCUCACUAAAUAUUGGUCACAGACACAGGUUUUUACGUUACAUUUCACCAAGCCAAUUACUCACUAAAAACUCACAGAUCAUAUUUUGAUGCCAUUUUAAGUCUUAUUUUGACAUAACAAAUGGGUUUUAUCUAGGUGCGUGAGUUGUUUACAUACUUUUUAAAAAUUAGUCUUGCCGUUAACGUCAUUAUCCACCUUAAAUUUGCUGUAAGUGCAGGCAUGGCCAUUUGUAAAUUUUAUGGGUCUGGCUUCCUGUCUCAUCCAUGUCCAGCUAAUUUUAGCUGUACAAAACAGCUUGUUUUGCUGCUUAAUAUUGCAAAUUAGUGUGUCAUACCAUAUUAUUUUAAUGUAUUAAUUAUCUUAAUUAUGAACACACUGGUUUGUAGUGCAAACAGUUUUACCAUUUACUGCAAGUUAUUAUUCUUAUUCUUAUUUCCCUAUUGUGGCUAAUAAACCGAAAGACAGUUUUACUUUAUAACACUUUUUAAUAUUGUAUUUUGUAAUACUGGCUUUUGAUUUAUUAAGGUUAUUAAAUAAUCUUCCCAACACUGUGUGUA
This is a messenger RNA of Labeo rohita (rohu), 2113 nucleotides long. It is a transcript of the gene ppt2a.2, whose product is annotated as palmitoyl-protein thioesterase 2a, tandem duplicate 2. Lineage: Eukaryota; Metazoa; Chordata; Actinopteri; Cypriniformes; Cyprinidae. Gene Ontology annotation, molecular function: palmitoyl hydrolase activity; thiolester hydrolase activity. The transcript is spliced from 8 exons. Bases 148 to 1029 code for a protein of 293 amino acids. Gene Ontology annotation, cellular component: lysosome. The record is from RefSeq and is a predicted model, not a curated record.